UCCUUGUUGGUCUUCAGACAACAAUUCUGACGGCUUAAGAACCAAAUGGGACAGACAAAAAGAAAAAAAAAAAAAAAAAGAACUAUUUGUUCUUCUCACAUAAACUGUUGGCUGCUCAAGAUGAACUUGGAUCCCACACCUGUCCCCUACCUGUAUCUAUCAAUGAUUAACAUCUUUAGUCAGACAGGAAGUGUUCGGGUCAACACGGAAAGGAUAGGAGAGGCCUGGAAGUCUUUCUACAUAAAACUACAGCUUCUGGAAGGAUUAUAUAGAGAAUGAGAAGUAGGGCCAACUGCAGCUGGAUUGGGCCUGAGAUCCCUCUGUCAUCACAAAUUUUUACUGCCAUUAAAAAUGAGCUGUGGCUCUUCCUCAUCCCAGCCGGCCUGGCUGUCAUUUUACUUUGUUUGUUUCUGGAAGAGGUUGGCUUCUUCUUGCGCAAUAUUUCCUCAUUCAGACGUCGAUAUCUCUACCUUUGGAUAUUAGGAAUGUAUCCGGUGUUUGCCUUCAUGUCUCUGAUAGCACUGUAUGUGCCCCGUUCCUCCUCUCUUUGUAACUUCAUUGCUUCUCUGUAUCACUCUAUCACCUUGUUGAAAUUCAUGGGACUGAUCACAGACUUCUUUGGAGGGAAAGUGCGUAUGCUGGCUACGUUGUCUGGACAGCAGGUAACUCCAGAUCCUUUUCCCUGCUGCUGCUGCUGCUGCCUCCCAAUGGUGACCAUCAACAGCGGCAGCCGGGCCUGGAUGAUGGCUGCUGUCCUGCAGCUCUCUGUGGUCCGCAGCAUCUUGUUCUUUGUGACUUUGGUGCUGUGGACAGAUGAACAGUAUGACUAUGGUGAUGUGGAUUCAGUUGACCCCAACUUGUAUGUGAACAGCAUCAUAGGUGUGUCAACUUUCGUGUCCUUUUAUGGCCACCUAUUGUUUUACAAAGCAACAAAGAGUGCGUUACAUGGCUAUGGACUGAGAGCCAAGUUCAUCUGUAUCAUCCUGGUGCUGGUCCUGUGUGGCCUGCAGAGUGGCAUCUUAGAGACUAUGGGGGCUCUGGAGGUUAUCCCCUGCACACCACCUUUCUCUGUCUUGGCCCGGUCUCAGUUGAUCUACCACUACAGUGUGAUUGUGGAGAUGUUUUGCAUUGGCCUGUAUGCCCGCCACACAUUCCGUAAGGUGGAGCCGAGUGAAAUGGAGACGGAGGAGCUGCUUGAUGUAUGGAGAAUGGAAAAGGCUGUCCAAACGGAAGAAAUUCAGGCGAUGCAUCACAAAGCCAGCGUGCUAUCAGAGGAGGCUCGGCCUGGUGGAUGUCUCAUCAACGCCUCCUAUAGUCCCAGUUACAACAGUGACAGCGAAGACAGCCUGUGCAGGAUAGAGCAUGCACCUCUGGAUGGUUUCCACUUUCCUCAGGCGAACGGUCAGCACUCAAGGAGUUCAGAGACAGUGGAGCCCAGGUGUGUGGAUGAGCCCGGCGUAGCUCUGACACACAUUACUGUCAGGGCUGAUGUAAAUGACCAGGAGUCGAAAGAUGUCACUGUGGUUUGACCAGUGGGAUAGAAAACUUCAUAAGAUUAAGCUUGACUGCUGAAGAUGCUAAAACUAGCCAGGAAAGGGCACUUUGAGCAAAAUAUACUGCUAAACACUUCAAUUAUACAUCAGAUCCUGAUGAGCAAAAUAUUCAAUUUAAAUUUUGCUGAAGAAUGUAACAAGUGACAUAACAUCAGUCAGUGGAAACCGAAAUCAUUAAGCCCUUGAGGGCUGGAUUCAAGAUCAGGUGAAAAAUAAAAAAAAUAUUUCCUUAAUUUGAUGAUAUUUUGCAACAUAUUAUUGGAUAUUCACAGCAAAUAUUCCGACUAUUCUUUAAACAUUGCGCCUCACCCCAAACUGCUCUCAAAUGGUUAUGAAGUGCUAGUUUUACCUUACGCACACUUUGCACUGCCCUUCCUUUUGUUCUACACAUAACAUUUUGAUCAUUUUAGUCAUUUUUGGCUUUGCAUGCUUAUUCUGUUUCUGCAGUACUGUCUAAGCAUGAUACCAAGUAGUUGGCAGCUUUUUCCAAUUUGUUGAAUAAUGGUUACUGGCAAACAGUUCGUAGGUACAUUACCACCACACUGCAUUACUAAUGCAUAACAUCCUACCAGCCUAAACAGCCACAUCAACUAUUUACUUGAAGUUCAUGACUACUGGAAAGUGAUGACCAUCCCUAGUACUGGCUUGGGUGUUUGUGGGAUUGACCAAUAAGACAAAAAGUUACACAUAUAAUUAUCUCAUUUAGGAUAAUUAGGAGACUGUGCAGAGAUACUCAUCUCAUUUUAAAUGUGGUCCAGAAACUUCUUAUUCAUGUGUUUUAGGUUUGGACUAACCAGGCUGGCUUUUAAAGGUCGCCAAAGAUUAUGUGCUUCUAAAAAUCUUUAAUAUAUAUAUUUUGUUCUCUCUAUUGUUCUUAUUAUUACUACAUAUUAUUACACUGUUGUACUUAUUAAUCCCAUGCGUACUAAUUGUUGUGACCUGAGGAAAAUGAAUGAAAUAAAUAUAAUGUUACAACAUAAUUGAAGCAUUUUAAAGCACUUCAAACCCGUGCUCUUUAGAACUGUGUUUAUAUGUAGAGAUUUGUUGCUUUUGUUUUUUAUCUUUAAUAAACUGAGUCUCUGAGUCUAUAAUUAAAUGUGACAUGUAGGAUGAUAUACGUAUAAAUGUAUGAUAUAGAUAACCACAAUA
This is a messenger RNA of Oreochromis aureus, 2702 nucleotides long. Its product is annotated as organic solute transporter subunit alpha. The transcript is spliced from 8 exons. The record is from RefSeq and is a predicted model, not a curated record. Gene Ontology annotation, molecular function: transporter activity. The coding region runs from base 276 to 1529 and encodes 417 amino acids. Gene Ontology annotation, biological process: transport. NCBI's taxonomy places the organism in Eukaryota, Metazoa, Chordata, Actinopteri, Cichliformes, Cichlidae.